Molecule: messenger RNA, 4309 nt
Organism: Protopterus annectens (West African lungfish)
Lineage: Eukaryota; Metazoa; Chordata; Ceratodontiformes; Protopteridae
Product: serine/threonine-protein kinase MRCK beta-like
Exons: 12
Coding region: 1-1821 (606 amino acids)
Biological process (GO): actomyosin structure organization; peptidyl-threonine phosphorylation
Cellular component (GO): cytoskeleton; cytoplasm
Molecular function (GO): protein serine/threonine kinase activity
Source: RefSeq, a predicted model, not a curated record
AUGGGCUUCAUCUUACUGGACUCCACUCCUACCCUCAAAUACUCUCCUCAUGAUGGCAUCCACCACUAUGUUGAACAGCAAUGGAUAGACCACAUUCCCUUGAUGGAAUACAGUCUGGAUGCAGCAGAGGAAAUAGCAGCAAACUGUGAGGUGCAGGCAGCAGGAGAGAUUAACUCAACACACAGAGGUGCAAGUAUUCCUUUUGCUGUAAAGGCCCAGAUUGUGGCCAAAAAUGAGGAUCGUUUGGAGCAACCCAGUUACUUGGUUAAGAAAGAAAAAACGGUCUUCUCUUUUGCAGUUAUAGUUCGAGCUGCUGAUUGUAAAAAAGUACACCAGAUUGAACUCAUUCCCAAAGAAAAAAUUAUUGUGCUGCUGUGUGGCCGCAAUCGUCAUGUUCAUCUGUACCAGUGGUCCUGCCUAGAAGGAUCAGAAACAAGUUUUGCCAUCAAACUUCAGGAAACAAAAGGUUGCCAAACUAUGCUGGCAGGAGCACUACCUAAAAGUUCUGUGAGCUAUCUUUUUGUGACAGUAAAACGUCAAGUGCUUUGCUAUGAAAUUAGCAGAACUAAACCAUACUACAAAAAAUGUAAUGACAUUCAAGCCCCAGGCAAUGUACAGUGGAUGGCACUUUUCAGAGACAAGCUUUGUGUUGGUUACCAGUCUGGGUUUUCACUGCUAAGUAUCCAAGGAGAUGGACCAGCUGUUAACCUGGUGAAUUCUAGUGACUCUUCACUUGUGUUCCUUGCUCAGCAGCCUUUUGAUGCCCUUUGUGCUGCAGAGCUCAGUAACAAGGAAUAUCUGCUUUGCUUCAGUCAUAUGGGAGUAUAUGUUGAUUCACACGGCCGAAGAUCCCGCACCCAGGAGUUAAUGUGGCCUGCAACUCCAGUUGCCUGUAGUUGCAAUUCCAUGUAUGUAACAGUGUACAGUGAGUACGGUAUUGAUGUUUUUGAUGUGAACACUAUGGAAUGGGUCCAGUCUGUUGCUUUGAGAAAGAUUCGACCACUGAAUUUGGAAGGUUCCCUAAAUCUCCUCAACUCGGAACAGCCAAGGUUAAUUUACUUCAAAAAUGACUUUUCAGAAAGCAGUGACUUCAGUGUGCCAGAAACCUCUGAUAACAGCAGAAGACAAAUGUUAAGAACUCGAAGCAAGAGAAAAUUUGUUUUCAGAGUGCCAGAGGAAGAGCGAAUGCAGCAGAGACGGGAAAUGCUUCGAGAUCCAGAACUAAGGUCCAAAAUGAUAUCAAACCCCAUCAACUUCAACCAUGUAGCACAUAUGGGACCAGGAGAUGGGAUGCAAGUGCUGAUGGAUCUACCUCUGCAGGCUGAAUGUCCUUCCCCCUCAUCCUCUCGACACCAUGCUUUGAUAUCUCCUCCAACAAACUUUGAGCACGUCUAUCACAUGAGCCCUAUCUCUGCUGAAAUCUUUCUUCAGAAAGACCAUUCCUCACUGCAAGGCCUCCCUCUGCUUUCUUCCUCUUCCUGUCCCUCCUCCACUUCUUUAGCAAGGAGUGUAUUACCUUCAUCCCAAGAAGAGCAGCCCAAAGAUAAGGCUCGCCCAGCUGUCUCCAACCCUGCUCGACAGCAGCAGAGGAGUCGAUCGUACAUCACACACACUUCAUCAGGUGGAAGUGACUUUGGAGGAAUGAUGUCAAGAAAUAUCUCUGAUCCAGACACAGAAUUUGACAGAGAGCCUGACUCAGAUUCUACAAAACACUCCACUCCAUCAAAUAGUUCCAACCCAAGUGGUCCUCCGAGUCCCAACUCUCCACACAGGAGCCAGCUUACCCUGGAUGGACUGGAUCAUUCUAGUUGUGACGCAUGACACCUCUGUUCCUUGCAGCCAAGAUGGAAAGUUAAAUUCAGCCGAGUGUUUGCCACUUGCUCCAAAAGACCAAGCAGCGAAAUGAAUAUAGAGAUGCUGGACAUGAGCAAGUGUUAUUGCCAGACAGAAGUGCCAAGAACAGUCUGUUUUUGCUUGUGGGUCACUGACAGUGUCUUGGAAGAACCACACCGUAGUUCUCCAUUUUGUCUACUAACAUCACAUUAAGUAGCAAAAGGAGUGUGCUGUGUUUCAUCCACAGCAAAAAUUUUGUUUCCAGGAUGAACCUUUACUUUGGAUUGUCCAGGGGACAUAAGUUCCUAAACCUACAAAGUGUAUCUUAAAAACAUGUAACAGAUUGCUAAGCACAGCAGUUUAAAAUGCAACGUAUACAGCUUACCUGUUUAGGAAUAUAAUAGUGGUUAUACAACGCAAUAUAACACUUGCAAAAGUUAGAUAUUUUCAGAUUUCCUUCCAAACCCUCCAUAUAACUUAAAUAGUGUUAUAGAAUGUAGCCAGAAGACAAAGCAGAAUGGAGUCCUGUAUUUUCAAAUAUUAAGAGAAAGGAGAAUCGGGACCAAACUGUGCUUCAGUUUUGAAGCCUUUUGAAUUGACCAUUUAGUAAACAAGUGUCUGCAAAGAAAAAUAACCUGAUAAAGAAACAUUUUCUUUAUGUAGACGGUUGUUUUGCCACUUCGGCUUAAUUCCUUACAACCAUGACUAGCAGACUGGAUUUGUUUUGCUAUUUUUUUUUUUUUUUUUUCAGAAAGGAUGUUGUGACAUAUUUUCUGGAAGGGCUUGGAUGUCAUAUGGUUGGAUGUAGCAUUUAUUUGUGCUUUUCCACUCAUUGGAACCAGAACUCAUAGCCGGCCUUAGGCAUAGGCCAAUUAGGCGGCCGCCUAGGGUGCUGGUCUAGCAGGGGCGCUUUUCCAGUAUUUAUUUGGUAUAGGAAGACCAGGAUGGGGGCACCAGGUAAUGUGGUGGGGGGCGCCAUGGAGCCCUUUUGCCUAGGGCACCAGUUGACCUAGGGCCGCUCAGAACUUUCUGAAAUUUCUAAAUGUAGUAAGUUCCAGGUUGUUAAGUUUAAGUUAUAUGAUAUCAUGUAUGCUGUAAAAGUGAGGAGGGUUUCAGUAUAAUCACUGGGGCGCAUUCUUCACAGUUUUAAUGUGAUUUUGCAUUAGCCUGUGAAUAUAGGGAAUACAAGAGAUGCUUUUUUGAAUCCAGGUUUAGCAGAUUUGGCCCUUUCCAAAUAUGUACUCAAAAAGGUAUUUCUGUUUAUGGUUCACUACUGCAUUUUAUUAGUAUUCAUAACAUUUGAAGUUCAGUGAAGGAUAGCUACUGUUGGUAACUUCACCUUCAUAAACUCAGACAACACUUCAUUUUGUAGUUUAGUAUGUUGCCUUUUGUGCACUCAAGUACAGGUUAGCUGUGUAAGUAUACUUUUUGUAAGACUUAUGUUUUUGACAGUAGUCAGGAAUACACGCUGCCCUUGCACUGCUUAAAGCUGAUAAACCAUUGUCAAUCAAGAGCAUUAUUCAAGGUUUACACAGCUCCAGUAAAUGCUACUGUGAAAAAUAAUUUUACUUGUAUUUGUUCUGCUGGGCUUCAAUUCAGUAGUAGAUUUGUGUUAAUCUACAUCUAAAAAUACUUUAUAUAUUUAUAUGUAACACUAAAUAUGUGCACCAAGCAUUCUUGUAGAAACAAAACUUGAAUACUGGAAAUCUUCCUUAUAGCACUAAAACCCUGCAGAAGUGUUUGUUGAUUUAUUUCAAAGUGAUGAAGGACUAUGUUUGCAAGGAUGCUGCUUUUUAUAUAAAAAUAACCAUAUCACCAUUUGCAUGAAGACCCCAUGGUUGUUGUUAUUAUUAUUAUAACUAUAUUAUUAUUAUUAUUAUUAUUAUUAAUUGAGUGCUGAUCAUGCUGUACAAAGUACACAACACACUCCUGUACAUUUUAUGAUGGCUUACAGUGAUGCUGUCCUGUGUGUAUGUGUGUGUAUAUUUAAUCUCAUACUUCCAUGUAUAAACUGAAUAGUCUGAAGACUGUGACUAUGUCCCAUUAAAAAACGUGUAAUUAAUACAGGGGUUGUCAUAUCCAGUUUGUCAUUGUCACACUAGUGUGCCUUCUGUGCCAUUUUAUAUGACAUUCAGAUGUCAGUUAGCAUAAAGUGAGUAUCCAGUUUUAAUGGGCUAAUACUAUUUAUAGGACACAGAUGGUUAAUGUUCUUUUUUGAAAACACUGUAUAGAAUUUGCACAGGUUUUAACUCUGACAGUAUGUGCAAGACAAUGUCUAAUUGUAUUACUUUAAGUCUGACCGUACUAUUUUUGCUGAUUUUGAAAGAAUUCAGUUUGGAGCCAAACACUACUGCUUUGGGGUUUUCUGGUUGUUUUACCGUUUUUUUUUUUAAUGUAAGUCAGAAGUUCUUGUAAUUAUUGAAUUGUGAGAAAAUUUCAAUAAUGUAACUGUCAAUAAAAACCUAAGAGGAAUAUA